CACACACUAGUGCAUGUUCCCAUUCUGAAAUCACCUACAAUGAUAAUUGGUGGUGACCACCGUUUGGUUUUGAGGCUGGCACUUGUUGUUGCCUCGUUUGUUGUACUUGUUCAGUCCCAUGUCCCAAACACUUGGGAAGCCACAACGUUCAAUCGCAUGCUGGCUUUGGUUCAGCCAGACCCCAUUGUCCUCAAAUACCACAACGGUUCACUCCUUAAGGGAAACGUUACCGUUCAUGUCCACUGGUACGGUAACUUCACCCCCACACACCGUUCCGUAAUCGUUGACUUCAUCCAAUCCCUUAGUUCCAUUCCCCACUCUCACCAUUCACCACCCUCCGUGUUUUCGUGGUGGCGAACCACCGCCAGGUACAGGGGAGGCCCAUGCACCCUCACCGUAGGGAACCAAACCCUCGACCCCACCUACUCCCUCGGCAAAUCACUCAACACAUCCCAUCUCCGCGCCCUCGCUUCGACCCAAAAGGGCCAAAACCCAACUAAAGGAAACGCCAUCCACGUGGUGCUAACUUCUGCUGACGUGGCAGUCGAGGGUUUCUGCAUGAGCCGAUGUGGGACCCAUGGCUCGGGUCGGGUACGUAACAAUAGGGUCGUGUUCCUUUGGGUGGGUAACCCGGCGACGCAGUGUCCCGGGGAGUGCGCGUGGCCGUUCCACCAGCCGGUGUACGGCCCGCAGACGCCGCCGCUGGUUCCGCCGAACGGCGACGUCGGCGUGGACGGGAUGGUGAUCAGUUUGGCGACGGUUGUGGCCGGAGCGGUGACGAACCCGUUCGGGAAUGGGUACUACCAAGGGUCGGUGAUUGCGCCGUUGGAGGCGGUGUCGACGUGCACCGGAAUAUUCGGAAAAGGGGCGUACCCGGGUUACACGGGUGAUGUGUUAGUGGAUAAUGUAACGGGAGCUAGCUAUAAUGUAGUGGGUGUGCACGGUCGCAAGUUUCUGUUGCCGGCGAUGUGGGACCCCGUUACAUCUACAUGCAAAACGCUCGUCUGAUGCAGAAUCUCUGCGCAUUUUGGAUCUUUGCCUGCGUACGUGCGUGAUUAGAAAGGAAUUUUUCUUGGCUUCUUCUACAGGAUAUUAUUAUUUAAUAUGUAUACAAGAAAAAUAAAAAUAAAAAAAAAUUAUAAUUCAUUUAGGAUUCCUUCCUUUUGCAUUUUCUCUCUUUCAUAAGGCCAUGUCUUAUUGCAUAAUCAACAUGCUUGAAGGCCUUUUUGUAUCUUGAGAUCCUUGUCUGUAAUACUAAUUCAAUUUUAACAAAUUUUAUUUAUUUUUUAUUCAUGAAA
Cajanus cajan (pigeon pea) is the source of this 1298-nucleotide messenger RNA. Its product is annotated as protein EXORDIUM-like 2. NCBI's taxonomy places the organism in Eukaryota, Viridiplantae, Streptophyta, Magnoliopsida, Fabales, Fabaceae. The record is from RefSeq and is a predicted model, not a curated record.